Cladophialophora bantiana CBS 173.52 is the source of this 735-nucleotide messenger RNA. RefSeq lists its product as uncharacterized. NCBI's taxonomy places the organism in Eukaryota, Fungi, Ascomycota, Eurotiomycetes, Chaetothyriales, Herpotrichiellaceae. Bases 1 to 735 code for a protein of 244 amino acids. The transcript is spliced from 3 exons. The record is from RefSeq and is a predicted model, not a curated record.
AUGCCGAUACAAAUCCCACGACUUCGCUGGGCUGGCAGUGACAGUCGUUCAAGCGUCUGGUUUGGCCUGGCAAAACUGUGCAUGCACGACAAGUACCGGCGAAUCGAAGCCAUUCGGAGGAGCAGGCGGGAUCGGGCACGCGGAGCAAUAUCUGCCGAAGCGUCUGCCAGAGCUACCACUGCAACCACGCCUGGUAAUGACCAACAGGGAGCCGGGACGGAGCCAGCCAUGGAGGAGGGCAUUGAAGAUGAAGAAACACAGGCACAGGAGGCUCAAGCCAGAGAUGUAGAGGAUGACGCAGCGGCCGCUCUUGCAGACGUCGCCGGAGCAGGAGAGGCAAGUGGUGCAGAGGAUAGGAAGUCUAAUCACAAUCGUGACCAAAAGGAUUCACCCAUUUGUCCGACACAGGCGGAGGGCAUUCGCAAGCACAAGAGUGUGCUCCUUCGCUUCAGCCCUCAAAAGCAGCAUCAGCUAGGACGAGAAACAGCGUACGAGCUCUUGAUUCCCAUACGCCCGGUGAAGACAACCAAGAACCACAGUGGGCUCGUUCUCGCCGCAUGUCAGCGGUAUCCUCCAUACGAUCUGGGGGCGCAAGAACCGUCGCUGGACACCAGAAUUCUACCGCUAACCGUCAGGGGUCCAGUCGAUUCUCAUCUCCCCGACCCUCAAUUACAAUCGGCGGGGCUGCUCGCCGCAUUCGUCAAGAGAUCCUUCACGCGGUUCUACAGUUGCUGA